Stegodyphus dumicola is the source of this 786-nucleotide messenger RNA. RefSeq names its product 5'-deoxynucleotidase HDDC2. Gene Ontology annotation, molecular function: 5'-deoxynucleotidase activity. Gene Ontology annotation, cellular component: cytoplasm. The record is from RefSeq and is a predicted model, not a curated record. NCBI's taxonomy places the organism in Eukaryota, Metazoa, Arthropoda, Arachnida, Araneae, Eresidae.
UUUUUUGCUCUGCGGGCAGAAAGACUUAGCAAGUGUUAAACAAAUCUGUCCAGUUUGUCUGUCAAAUUUAUCGGUUUUAUCAUUUAGCUAUGGCAGAGAAUGAUACCUCUUCGACAUCUAGUUUAUUGGAAUUUUUUAUGUUGAUUGGUAAGCUGAAGCAUUUAAAAAGAACAGGUUGGGUUUUAAGAAAUAUUCCGGAAUGUGAAAGUAUUGCUGGACACAUGUAUCGCAUGAGUAUUAUGGCAUUCUUGUUACGUGAUGAGCUUGCACCUGCCUUAAACACAGACAGGUGCAUUAAAAUGGCUCUAGUACAUGACAUGGCUGAAUGCAUAGUUGGGGAUUUGACACCAUUCUGUGGCAUUAGUAAAGAAGAAAAGCAUAGGAAAGAAAUGGAAGCAAUGCAAAAAUUAUGUUCACUUGUUGGUGAAGAAAUAGGAAAGGAAUUCAUGCAUUUGUUUGAGGAAUAUGAAAAUCAAACUACAGCUGAGGCAAAGGCAGUUAAAGACUUAGAUAAAUUUGAUAUGAUUCUACAAGCUUAUGAGUAUGAGAAAGAAUCGACAGAAUCUCUUAGUCUACAAGGAUUUUUUGACAAUACUGAAGGUACCUUUAGAAAUCCAGCUGUUAUAAAAUGGGUUGAAGAAUUAAAAAGGCUACGAAGCAUGACUCUGCAUGAAACACAAGCAUUAAAAUCUGAUGAACAAGAAAAAUAAAUCACUGUGAUUCAAAUAUUUGAUGUAUUUAUGUUAAUUAAUGUAAGAAAAAAAUAAAUAUAUUCAUAUUUUAUAA